Galeopterus variegatus (Sunda flying lemur) is the source of this 3509-nucleotide messenger RNA. Its product is annotated as zinc finger protein 530-like. The transcript is spliced from 3 exons. Bases 1 to 1569 code for a protein of 522 amino acids. Gene Ontology annotation, biological process: regulation of DNA-templated transcription. The record is from RefSeq and is a predicted model, not a curated record. Lineage: Eukaryota; Metazoa; Chordata; Mammalia; Dermoptera; Cynocephalidae.
AUGGCCAAGGAGAUGACUGUGGGUACUGUGACCUUUGAGGACGUGGCCAUUUACUUCUCCCAGGAAGAGUGGAAGCUCUUAGAUGAAGCUCAGAGGCUCUUGUACUGCAACGUGAUGCUGGAGAACUUUGCACUUAUAGCAUCCCUGGGUUGUUGGACUGGAGCAAGGGAUGAGGAGACAUCAUCUGAGCAGUGCAUUUCUGUAGGAGUGUCCCAGGUCAGGACUGCAAAAGCAGGUCUAUCACCCCAGGACACUCUCCUCUGUUCUAUGUGUGUCCCAGUCCUGAAAGAAAUUUUGCACCUGGCUGAGCUCCAAGCAAUACCUUCUGAGAAGAAAGCAUGUUUGAGUGGGCCAUUCAAUGGAAUGUGGUUGAGUACAAACUUUCACCAGCUCCACAGACAUGAUAUUGGAGAGAAUCUUUUCAAAAGGAAUGUGGACCAGGCCUCAUUUGUGAGAAGCUACAGAUUUCAUUCAUCAGGGAAGCCCUUCUUCUGUGCAGAGAUUGGGAAGGACUCUCCAGCCACCUCAGGCCUUCUUCAGCACCAGGCCACCCUCAGCGGUGAGAAGCCACACAGCAGCAUUCAGCACUGGAAAGUUCACAGUGAAGCAAAGCCUUAUAAGUGCAGUGAAUGUGGGAAAUCUUUUAGCCACAAAUCUGUCCUUGUUCAACACCAGACAGUUCACACUGGAGAAAGCCCUUACAAGUGCAGUGAAUGUGGGAAAUCUUUUAGCCAAAGUUCUGGGCUCUUUCGACACAGGAGGGCUCACACUAGAGCAAAGCUUUAUGAGUGCAAUGAAUGUGAGAAAUCUUUCAGCAGGAAAUCUUUCCUCAUUCGACACCAAAGAGUUCACACAGGAGCAAAGCCUUACAAGUGUAAUGAAUGUGGGAAAUCUUUUAGCCAGAAAUCUGUUCUCAUUCAACACCAAACAGUUCACACUGGAGAAAGGCCUUAUGAGUGCAGCGAAUGUGGGAAAUCAUUUAGCCACAAAUCUGUCCUCAUUCAACACCAAAGAGUUCACACUGGAGCAAGGCCUUAUGUGUGCAGCGAAUGUGGGAAAUCAUUUAGCCAAAGCUCUACCCUCUCUCAGCACAGGAGGUCUCACUCUAGAGCAAGGCCUUAUGAGUGCAGUGAAUGUGACAAAUCCUUUAGUCGUAAACCCUACCUCAUUCAACACCAGAGAGUUCACUCAAAUGAAAGACCUUAUGAAUGCAGUGAAUGUGGGAAAUCCUUCAUACAAAGGUCUGGGCUUUUUCACCAUCGGGGAGUUCACACUGGAGAAAAGCCUUUUGAAUGCAGUGAAUGUGGCAAAUCUUUUAGCCACAAACCCUCUCUCAUUCAACACCAGACAGUUCACACUGGAAUAAGGCCAUUUGAGUGCAGUGAAUGUGACAAAUCCUUUAGCCGAAAAACCCACCUUAUUCGACACCAGACAGUUCACACUGGGAAAAGGCCUUUUGAGUGUGGUGGGUGUGGAAAAUCAUUUAGAGAAAGCUCUGGCCUCCACACAGGAGAGGUUGUCUGUAGUGACUGUGGGAAACUUAUUAGCCACAAAUCUCAUCUCACUUAAUACUGAAGAGUUCACAUAGGAGAUGGGGCUUAGAUAUGCUGAAAAUAUGACUUAUUAAUACUCAGUAUAAUGGACAUGGAGGAAGAGUCUUGUUGAGGAGCCUUCUGACUGGAUUGAAUCUCAUAUAAACAUAUCUGAACAUCCAUGAAUUUUCUAUAUUUUCAGGUAUAUGGGAACCAUGUGUAGCUAUGGUACACUUUCCAGACCUGCCCAGAGCUUGUGUCACUGCUUCUUGCUGUGACUGUAGCUAUCUCAACUGUGCCACUUUUCAGAUCCUCAUGGUAUGUAUACAUCAGUCACCACCCAAGUGUGCUCAGGGAAACAGUCCUCUUUCAUUUUUUAGAAGAAACUAUUAAUAGCCUGAGUGUUUAUGACGCUUUUAUUCUCUUCUGUCUUAUUAGUUAGAGGGUUGACCUAGCUCAGUUUUGGUCCAGAGGACCUGAUAUGAAUUCUCCUGUUGGAUUACAGAGAAGAACUACCCUUUUUGGGGACAUUGUUGGUCUUGGGUGGUGCUUAUAAUGUUUUCUCAGCUUCCAAGACAUCAUACCAGGAACUGCCUAUAGCACAUUGCACUGGUUUGUGCAAUAAUAAUGCCCUUUUGUUUCAGUAACUUUAAUUUUGGAAGUUUUAUUCACUGUGGAGUAGUUGGAAAGCAUAACAGACCUCUGCCAACUUGAAGGGCUGAACAACUUUUGUGGGGAUCCAAACUUUGUGUGCCUCAGAGGGGACAAGAUGAUGACAGAGUGUAUUACUCACUCCAGAUUUUGCCUAGUUUGCUCUGCUGCCAAGGCAUCCAAGGAAAGACAGCAGGUCCCAGUUUUUGGCCUGGAUGCCAGAGUUCUGUGGGCUCGGGUAAAACUGGAUUCGUCAUGUUGAACAUAUAUAUGUAUUUUUUAAUGAAGUACUUUGAACCGUAUGUUGAGCAUAUAUUGUAAGUAUACAUUUGGCUAAAUGAUUUCCCACCUGUAUAUCUUAAGUAAAAUGCCUAUUUGGCUCAUUUGAUAUUUUAUGAAUAUUUACUAGUUUCUUUUCAGUAAUAAGUAGAGACAAUGGAAUAAGAAACUCAUAUGUUGGAAUUUUAUUUACUGAAGGAUGUAAGUUGAUUUGUUUGCUUUUGAAUACUGGAAUAAUAUUUCCUCAUUUCUCUUCAAUAUUUUUUUCUGGUAUGCACAUCGUAAUGGCCACCUAUAGUAUAUACUGUUAAGUUUCAACAGAAUUAUUAACAUUCUGCAUCAUUUGUCUAAAUUUAGACUUUCAAUAAUAUAAUAAAUCAAGCUCUAGUUUGUAAUGUGUGCUUUUUUUUUUUUGGUGUAAAUAAUCUCACCUAGCCAAUUUGAAACUACUGACAUGAUGUCAUUGAACAUGGAGUAGGGAAGAGUCUCCAGUAGCACACUGUUGUAUUUCCACUAUACGGAUACAGUAGCUAUGAUAACCUCAAGAAUAUAGAUAAUGCUAACACUUAGUGAAACAAUUGAAAAAAUGAGUGAAGGUGACAAUGGUUGAGUACUUGUAACCUGAACAGUUUAACUGAUGUUUAAUUGCCUUAACUGCACACAUUUAAAAUGUAUAUUUUGUUGUUUUGAUACAUGAAAAUGUUUCUUUCUGCUCUUUCAAAUUCAUCCUUCUCAACAUGUAUAAUUACUGAUAAAAGGACAUAUUUUGCCUUUUGUAAUGGAUAUUUUCAAAUAGAUGGAAUAGAUUUUCAAAAUUGAAAAAGACUGUUAUGAAGCCCCAUGUAUUCUUCCUCAGUCUUGCAUUAUUCCUAUGGUUGCUCUUGUUUCAUCUAGCCCCAUGCUCAUUAGUGGGUUAUUUUACUUAUAAACCCAGAUAUAAUGUCAUUGAUGCAUAACUUCUUGAUAAUAUUUUUUGAUAAUGUGAGGAAUUUUCAUAAUGCUGACAACCUUCUUACACAAAAUAAAAGUAUUUUAAAAUAUGGCAAA